AUGGAAAGUUAUCAAACCGAAUAUGACAAGGACGGUUUAUUGUCUGAGACUUUUUGGAGGACUCCACAAAGAGCGGUUCCAGGCAGGCCUUUGCAAAGAAUCGCUCAAAACGAGGUUAUGUCUGGGUCAUCUUAUCAACAAUUUCAGGCGUCUGUGAACGAUGCCUGGGAUUUGGGGGAUGACGAGAUCAUCUCCGGAAUUGCGGAGACUAAAAUAUCGAAAGCCAUAUCACAGUCUGUAGCUUUAAAUGUAAUAAAUUCACAUCGUAAUAGUACUAAGAACGUAAACAGAAGUGACGUCAAGAUCGAAACAGAAACUGUGAAGCCGCAAGAAGAGGCGGUUGCAGUAAAAAAGAAUGAAGUUAAAAAGAUUGGAGGCAGUUCUAGCGCAUCAGGACCGAUUCGGCAUUAUCCAGGCCGCCCGCGGGCUGUCCGACCAUCAGCUUUAAUUUCCCGUGAAGAAAGUAGCGAAUCUAAAUUAGAAAGAUUCCAACAAGUACUGGAAAGCUCUGUUCUUGAUCUGAAUGAGUUAAAACAUCUCAGCUGGUCAGGAAUACCAGUUAAGGCCAGGGCUGUAACUUGGAGGCUUUUAGCGGGUUAUCUUCCUGCAAACACUGAACGUAGAGCAGAGACAUUGGAUAGUAAGAGAGCAGAUUACAAACAUCUAGUAAGGCAGUAUUAUGAUGCCGAGAGGGAAGAGGAGACAUAUAGACAAAUACAUAUUGAUAUUCCUAGGAUGAGCCCAUUGGUAGCUUUGUUCCAACAGAGCACUGUACAGGUAAUGUUUGAACGCAUCCUCUAUAUUUGGGCAAUCAGACACCCUGCAUCUGGUUAUGUCCAAGGAAUUAAUGAUCUGGUGACACCAUUCUUCAUGGUUUUUCUUCAAGAAGCAGCUCCUAAUAAAGAGUUGGAUAACCUUCCUUUAGAUUCAUUGAGUGAGGUGCAAAGAGACAUAAUUGAAGCUGACUCUUUUUGGUGCCUGUCUAAAUUCCUUGAUAGUGUACAAGAUAAUUAUAUUUUUGCACAGCUUGGUAUUCAGUAUAAGGUUAAUCAAUUAAAGGAAUUAAUAAGACGUAUAGAUUUACCACUUCAUGAGCACUUACAAACCCAUGGUGUAGAUUAUCUCCAAUUUUCAUUCCGGUGGAUGAACAACCUUCUUACAAGAGAGAUCCCUCUUCCCUGCACUAUUCGACUUUGGGACACCUAUCUUGCGGAGUCCGAUGGCUUCGCUAUUUUCCAGCUUUAUGUCUGCGCAGCAUUUCUACUGCAUUGGAGAGAAAGACUGAUGCAAGAACGCGAUUUUCAAGGGCUUAUGAUUUUACUGCAAAAUGUUCCCACACAAAAUUGGACUGAUUCAAAUAUAAGCAUGCUCGUAGCUGAAGCAUACAGGUUAAAAUUUGCCUUUGCCGACGCGCCUAACCAUUUGCACAACGCAGGAAAAUCCGACAGAUGA
Pieris macdunnoughi is the source of this 1452-nucleotide messenger RNA. The record is from the annotation of a GenBank genome assembly. NCBI's taxonomy places the organism in Eukaryota, Metazoa, Arthropoda, Insecta, Lepidoptera, Pieridae.